Molecule: messenger RNA, 2481 nt
Organism: Lathyrus sativus (Indian pea)
Lineage: Eukaryota; Viridiplantae; Streptophyta; Magnoliopsida; Fabales; Fabaceae
Source: the annotation of a GenBank genome assembly
AUGAAGAAAAAAUCAUGGUUAAUAUCUUGUUUCCUCAUCAUCUCUUUCUCUUUGCACACCUACCCUUCACUUUCUGCUUUGACCACCAUCUCAUCAAACCAAUCUCUUUCUGGUGAUCAAACUCUUGUCUCCAAAGAUGGCAACUUUGAAUUGGGUUUCUUCAAUAUAGGUAAUUCCUCUAACUACUACAUAGGCAUGUGGUACAAAAAGAUAUCUUUAAGGACAUAUGUUUGGAUAGCAAAUAGAGAUGAUCCAGUUUCUAAUAAAAGUGCUUCCAGGUUAGCUAUUUCUGAUGGUAAUUUAGUUCUCUUGGAUCAGUCUCAAACUAUAGUUUGGUCAACAAAUUUGAGUUUUGCUAGUUCAAAUUUUGUAUUUGCUGUCCUUUUAGAUACUGGUAAUCUUAUAUUAAGUAAUAGGCCUAAUGCAUCAGCAUCCGAAGCUCUUUGGCAGAGUUUUGAUUUUCCAUCAGAUACUUGGCUUCCUGGUGGCAAAAUUAAACUCAAUAAGAUAACUAAGAAGCCUCAAUAUCUUACUUCAUGGAAGAACAGUGAAGAUCCAGCAACUGGUUUGUUCUCUCUUGAACUAGAUCCUAAUGGAACCAGUUCAUACUUGAUACUUUGGAAUAAAACUCAACAGUAUUGGACAAGUGGUUCUUGGAAUGGACAGAUAUUCAGUUUGGUUCCUGAAAUGAGGGCAAACUACAUCUACAAUUUCACCUUUGAGAAUAGCGCUAACGAAAGCUACUUUACAUACUCUUUGUACAGCAAUUCUAUUAUAUCUCGCUUUGUGAUGGAUGUGUCUGGGCAGAUCAAGCAAUAUACUUGGCUGGAAAGUACUCAGCAAUGGAAUUUAUUUUGGUCACAACCAAGAGGACAGUGUCAGGUUUAUGCUUUCUGUGGUGCAUUUGGUAGCUGCAAUGAGAUCUCAAAGCCAUCCUGCAAUUGUUUGAAUGGUUAUAAACCAAAGUCACAAUCUGAUUGGAAUCUUGGUGAUUACUCAAAUGGGUGUGUGAAAACAAACAAAUUUCAAUGCGAGGUAUCUUCUAAUCCUUCUAGUGGUGCCAAUGAUAGGUUCUUAACCAAAUCAAAUUUGGCUUUGCCUCAACGUGCACAGCCUGUUGUAAAAGCUGGUUUGAGUGAGGAAUGUGAGUCAACGUGUUUGAGCAACUGUUCCUGCACCGCAUAUACUUAUAACAGUAGUGGUUGUUUCAUUUGGAGGGGAGAACUCUUGAAUCUGCAACAGCUUUCUCAAGAUGACAGUAAUGGACAGACAUUGUUUCUCAAACUUGCAGCAUCUGAGUUUCAUGAUUCAAAAAGCAAUAAAGGUACAACCAUUGGUAUUGUUGGUGGUGCUGUUGGUGGUAUAGUGAUUCUCCUUGUUCUUGUUUUAAUUCUCGUGAUUAGGCGAAGAAAGAGACUAGCUGGAACAAGAACUUCUGUGGAGGGCUCAUUAAUAGCAUUUGCAUACAGAGAUUUGCAAAAUGCAACGAAAAAUUUCUCAGAGAAACUCGGAGGAGGAGGUUUUGGUUCUGUCUUCAAAGGAAUAUUACCUGAUUCAAGUGUCAUAGCAGUGAAGAAACUUGAAAGCAUUAGCCAAGGCGAGAAGCAGUUUCGAACAGAAGUGAGCACCAUUGGAACUGUUCAACAUGUCAACCUUGUUAGGCUUCGCGGUUUUUGUUCCGAAGGCGACAAAAGGCUUCUGGUUUAUGAUUACAUGCCGAAUGGGUCUUUGGAUUCAAAUCUGUUUCAGAACUCCAACAUGUUGAAUUGGAAAGUAAGAUUCCAAAUUACCCUUGGAGUAGCUAGAGGAUUGACUUAUCUUCAUGAAAAGUGUAGAGACUGUAUCAUUCACUGCGACGUGAAGCCAGAAAACAUCCUCAUUGAUUCUGAAUUUUGUCCAAAAGUAGCAGACUUCGGCCUUGCAAAACUUGUUGGAAGGGACUUUAGCAGGGUCUUAACUACCAUGAGAGGAACAAGAGGUUAUUUAGCUCCGGAAUGGAUUUCAGGAGUGGCUAUUACCGCUAAAGCCGAUGUUUACAGCUACGGAAUGAUGCUUUUUGAGCUUGUGUCAGGUAGAAGAAAUUCGGAUCCUUCUGUAGACGGUCAAAUUAGAUUCUUUCCUACAUUGGCUGCAAACGUAGUACACCAAGGAGGGAAUGUGAUUAGCUUAUUGGACUCUAGAUUGGAGGGAGAUGCUGAUGUUGAGGAGAUCACUCGAGUCAUAAAGAUUGCAGCAUGGUGUGUUCAAGAUGAUGAAACUCAUAGGCCUUCCAUGGGUCAAGUAGUUCAAAUACUUGAAGGGGUGUUGGAUGUUGCUUUGCCUCCAAUUCCUAGAUCCCUUCAAGCUUUUAUUGAUGACCAUGAGGACAUUGUUUUCUUCACUGAUUCAAACUCCACUCAUAAUUCACAGAUAAAGAGCAGUGUUUCGACAGCUUCCUCUCAAGCUAAAAGCCACAUCUCAUCUACUAGCAUUAGUCCUUGA